GGGCAAACUCAGGAUGGAGGGUUGGCCACGCAGGCGCGGGGGGCCUCAUCGGGAACCCCACGCGGGAGCUUCUGGAAUCCCCGGCCGCCUCUUCUCACUUCACUGGAGAAGGGGCUGGGACCGGGAGGGAGCUAGUAAAGAGUGAAUGUGCUGCAGCCGCGGUGGCGGCUGGAGUCAGUCCGAGCGACACCGGAGCAGUGCGCCCGGGAGGCGGCGAGGGGAGGCGGUUCGCCUUGUCCCUCCCAUCCGCCCCUCUUUUUCUCUCUUCCUCCAGCUGGUCCCAGAGCCCAGCUCGGUCCGGUCCCUCUGUCCCCAUCCCGCACUCUUCCACCUCCUCCGAGUCCCACUCCUCACCUAGGGCUCCCCAAACUGCCAUGGGUUAGGGUGGGGGCGGCAAGCCGCGCGAAGGACCAGCCCUGUGCAUCCGCCGGAGGGCGCGGAGCGCGAACGCCGCUCGCCGCGUGCGGGCGCCGGGCAUGGGGAGCGCGGUGUGAGCCCGCACCCAGGGAAGACACAGGAGCUGCGGUGACUGGCGCUAGGAGGAGGCGGAGGAGAGGAGACGAGGAUUGGAAGGACCCGAGGGAGGGAGAAAAAGGAGGGUGGGGAAGCGAAGGGAAAAGUGAAGCUGGGAGGAGAAGGCGGCGGAAGGUGGGGAUUGAUGCUUCUGCUUUUUGUUGCCGCUGCUGCCCUCGCGCUGGGAGCGGAGCCGCAGGAAGGCGGUGGAGAGAUGAUUGCGGAGUUGGUGAGCAGCGCUCUGGGGCUCGCCUUGUAUCUCAACACCCUGAGUGCGGAUUUCUGCUACGAUGACAGCCGUGCUAUCAAGACUAAUCAGGACCUUCUCCCAGAAACUCCAUGGACACACAUUUUCUACAAUGAUUUUUGGGGGACUCUUCUAACCCACAGUGGCAGUCACAAGUCCUACCGGCCACUCUGCACUCUUUCUUUUCGCCUGAACCACGCCAUCGGAGGGCUGAAUCCCUGGAGCUACCAUCUGGUCAACAUCCUGUUGCAUGCAGCUGUCACUGGUCUCUUCACAAGCUUCUCCAAGAUCCUCCUUGGUGAUGGAUACUGGACUUUCAUGGCUGGCUUGAUGUUCGCCUCUCAUCCCAUUCACACGGAGGCAGUGGCAGGAAUCGUGGGACGGGCUGAUGUUGGGGCCAGUCUCUUCUUUCUCCUCUCUUUGCUCUGCUACAUUAAACACUGUUCCACAAGAGGCUACUCAGCCAGGACUUGGGGCUGGUUCCUGGGGACCGGACUGUGUGCAGGAUGCAGCAUGUUGUGGAAAGAACAAGGAGUGACUGUUCUCGCGGUUUCAGCCAUUUAUGAUGUCUUUGUCUUUCACAGGCUGAAAAUGAACCAGAUCUUACCUACCAUUUACAAAAGGAAGAACUUGUCUCUUUUUCUCAGCAUUAGUUUGUUAACUUUCUGGGGAACCUCCCUUUUGGGUGCCCGGUUAUACUGGAUGGGAAACAAACCACCAAGCUUUUCCAACUCUGACAACCCUGCUGCUGAUUCGGAUAGCCUCCUGGCUCGCAUGCUCACCUUCUUCUAUUUGCCAACCAAGAACCUGUGGUUGUUGCUGUGCCCAGAUACACUCAGUUUUGACUGGUCCAUGGAUGCUGUGCCUCUGCUCAAAACCAUUUGUGAUUGGAGAAACCUACACACUGUGGCCUUCUAUACUGGACUCCUUCUCCUGGCCUACUAUGGUUUGAAGAGCCCAAGCUUAGAAGGAGAAUGCAACGGGAAAGCUGUAGCAAAUGGCAAGCCGAAUGCAAAUGGACAUAGCUGCCAUUCAGAUGUGGAGUACCGGAACUCAGAGAUUAAGCUUAGCUUUGCAUCCAAAGUAGAAAAUGGCAUUAAAAAUAAUGUGUCACAAAGAACACAACUCCCUUCUACGGAAAACAUUGUCGUCCUGUCUUUAUCUUUGUUGAUAAUACCCUUUAUUCCUGCCACAAACCUGUUUUUCUAUGUUGGCUUUGUAAUUGCAGAGCGAGUAUUAUAUAUUCCUAGUAUGGGCUUCUGCCUCUUGAUUACAGUGGGUGCCAGAGCCCUUUAUGUCAAAGUCCAAAAGCGGUUUCUCAAGACCUUGAUUUUUUAUGCUACAGCAACAUUAAUUGUUUUCUAUGGACUCAAGACUGCGAUCAGGAAUGGAGACUGGCAGAAUGAGGAAAUGCUAUAUAGGUCAGGGAUAAAAGUAAACCCAGCUAAAGCAUGGGGUAACCUUGGAAAUGUUCUGAAGAGUCAGAGUAAAAUUUCUGAAGCUGAAAACGCCUAUCGAAAUGCUUUGUACUACCGCAGCAACAUGGCUGAUAUGCUUUAUAAUUUAGGGUUACUUCUACAGGAGAACAGCAGGUUUGCAGAAGCACUGCAUUAUUAUAAGUUGGCCAUUGGGAGCAGGCCUACCCUUGCUUCUGCAUAUUUAAACACAGGCAUUAUUCUAAUGAACCAAGGAAAGACAGAAGAAGCCCGGCGUACUUUCCUAAAAUGUUCUGAGAUUCCAGAUGAAAACCUGAAGGACCCUCAUGCACACAAGAGCUCUGUUACCAGCUGUCUGUACAACUUGGGGAAACUCUAUCAUGAGCAAGGACACUAUGAGGAAGCCCUGGGUGUAUAUAAGGAAGCAAUUCAGAAAAUGCCAAGGCAGUUUGCCCCACAGAGCUUGUAUAACAUGAUGGGUGAAGCAUACAUGCGAUUAAGCAAACUCCCUGAAGCAGAGCAUUGGUACAUGGAAUCAUUGAGGUCCAAGACUGACCACAUCCCUGCACAUCUCACCUAUGGGAAGCUGCUAGCUCUCACAGGUCGGAAGAGUGAGGCUGAAAAGUUCUUCUUGAAGGCUAUUGAGCUGGAUCCCACCAAAGGAAACUGUUAUAUGCAUUAUGGUCAGUUUCUUCUGGAAGAAGCUCGCCUCGUAGAAGCAGCUGAGAUGGCAAAAAAGGCAGCUGAGCUAGACAACAAAGAGUUCGAUGUUGUCUUCAAUGCAGCACACAUGCUCAGGCAAGCUAGCCUCAAUGAAGCAGCUGAGAAGUACUAUGAUCUGGCAGCCAGGCUGAGGCCUACUUAUCCAGCUGCUCUGAUGAACCUGGGAGCCAUUCUGCACCUCAAUGGCAGACUCCAGAAGGCAGAGGCCAAUUACCUUCGGGCUCUGCAGCUCAAGCCAGAUGAUGUCAUCACACAGUCCAAUCUCCGAAAACUGUGGAACAUCAUGGAAAAGCAAGGAUUAAAGACUUCCAAGACCUGACACAGGAUGGCCAAACCUCGUCCUCCUCCAUGUUUAAAAGCUGGCUUCAUUAAUAGACAGGCUUUCCCAGCAGUGCAAUGAUAAAAAGCUCAUUUGGGACUUUAAGACCAGGGCAGAAAUCAUUGAGGUCACUGCCACUUCUUGGUGAAUCCACUUUGCAGUUGGCACAGCAGUUAACACCAAAAAGGGGAACAUUGGAAACCUCCUGGAGGAAAUAAUUGUUACCCAUAGACUGUAAACCAGAGCACUUAAAACAGUAUCUUUUGGCAUUCUUAAAAGGGAGGGGGUACCUAAGUUAGAGAUUUUGUUCAUUUUUGAAAGCUAAGUUUGAAAUUACAUUGUUUCUUAAACACUGUGAGAGGAAGUCAGAGUGUCCAUUCAGCCACAGUAAACUCUUAAGGUUAAGUGUUAAUAGGGAGUGAUUAAAUUAUCUUGUGAAUCCCAGUGAGCCACCGGUUGUCCUAACGCUGCUGUCUUCUCUCUUUGGGACAGCCUGCUUAUUCAUUUCUGAUGUUUAGAAAUUUUUUUUAUUUUAAUAUUGUGUCAGCAUCUGUCAGAAUCUGAAGUUGUUUCUCGAUUAGUGCACAUAACAUUUUAUGAUUUGCUUGUCACAGGCUUGAACAUCAUCUGUUUUUCAUGUUCUCAAAAGGAUAUGGAAGGUAGAGCUAACCACACUUCACAGUGGCAUCGUCAGCAGGGCUGGAGAAACCCCAUAUGAAUCAAGCAGACAUUUUUUUAAUUUUAAUGUUGCCAGUAUAUGUUAUCAAACUCCCAGUAGAAUCCAUUGUAUCAAUUCUUUUGAAAUUACAUUUUAAAAUGCAUGUGCUUAUGUAAGGCUAAAAGAAAGGAAAGUUUGUAAGUAUUCCAAUUCCAAUAACUAACUGAUAGUGAUUAGAUAAAAGGAAGAUUUUGGGACUUUCCCCAUGAUGUUGGUUAAAAAAAUCAAGUGUACACAAAGUCUAUGAUGAUGGUUGCCAGUAACUUUGUGCUUUGGAAAAAGUUGCUUUAAAAUGCUAGUCAAUUUCUAAUAGGUACUUAAACAGCAUUUUCAAGAAAUUAUUUUUAUCUCAUUUUUUCUUCCUGAAAGAUGUCAAAAAUGACAUUUUAAACUGCAGUAGAGUAUAACAUUAGUUUUCAUAUGUCUAGGUCUUCUGCCCAAUGCUUUUCCAAUUGAAAACUAUUUUUUACUAGCAAAUUGGGUAUUUUACUUCAAUACCUGGUAUUAACUGCUUCAAUGAUCAUUUCACAAGUAAAAGACUAUAAAUGAAAUACAGGAAAACAUUUAUUUUAUUUUUUUGGCUUGCAUUCAAACUUUGCUACUAGAAAUUAAUUUCAUAAAACACCAGUCCAUUAUCAACUUCUUCACAGAGAAAUUAGCUAAGCUAUACCCUACCUAUUUAUUUAUUUAUUAUCCUAUUAUAGCAGAAUAAAAAGAAAAAGCUCACUUCAUUAAGCCAGUUCUUUGCAACUGAAAAUUAGCUUUCUAUCGUUCCCUUUUGCAACUCCAUGUAUAUAUAAUCAAUUCCAUUGAAGGGAAGCUGGACAUACAAAUACAAUAUAUUAUGUUUCCUUCAUAUUUUACAUGUUGUGUUAUGUAUCUGAAUACAGUGGAUAAAGAAUUUAAAUUAGUGUUCCUAUGGCAUUAGUCUCUUUGUAAGAAAGACAAAUGUAGUGAGAGUUUUUUUAAUGGCAUUAAUAAGAAGGCCCUCCUAUAAUGUGUAUAUUAUUUUGUGAACAUUUCACUCAAGGGCCAGAAGUUAAGUUAUAACUCAAUCACUGUGUUUUCAGAAUGAUAUUUAACAUUUAACAACAACAAACCCAUGGUGAAACCAAACUAGUGGGUUGAAGUGUAUUUUUCAUCUUCUAGUACAUUGGCGAUUACAAAAAAGAAAGGAAUUUAAUAUAAGGCUGUAAAAAUGAAUUUGAUGUCUAACAUUUUUAUUUAUUUAAAUAGUUAUUGACUUAUGAUGACUUCCUAGUCUUAACUGUUUAUGUCUUUUUAUUGUUAAUUGUUCUUCCUUUCCAACAUUUGGUUCUUAAUAGGUUCACUGAAUGCACAUGGAGGCACUUCAUGUGACACAGUUCCCAAGUAGCAUUAAUAAUUGGGCCUGUGUCAUAAAAUGCAUGGAUUUUUAAUAACUAAAUGUCCCUGACACUUUUCACUAUAGGGCUGGAUUUAGUAACUGACCAACUCGGGGGGAGGGUUAAGGGAGGGGGGUGAUAGAACAUGAUCAAAAAAAUGUCUCCGCUCAGGGAUUUAUGGUGGAUUAUUGCAGACAGUGCUAAAAAUAUAGAGCACAAGACAAGUUUACUAAAUUAAAAUUUUAUUUUUUGAGAAACUGUUAUUUGUAUAAAUUAUCAAGAUUUGUAGGCUUUCUUUUGUAGAAAUAAUUGUUUUAUGUGCCAGAGAUUUCAAUUUUGAUUUCAACAAUAAAGCAUUGAUAACAAA
Molecule: messenger RNA, 5687 nt
Organism: Castor canadensis (American beaver)
Lineage: Eukaryota; Metazoa; Chordata; Mammalia; Rodentia; Castoridae
Gene: Tmtc2
Product: transmembrane O-mannosyltransferase targeting cadherins 2
Biological process (GO): protein O-linked glycosylation via mannose
Cellular component (GO): endoplasmic reticulum membrane
Molecular function (GO): protein binding; mannosyltransferase activity
Source: RefSeq, a predicted model, not a curated record